UAACAUUGCCGUUUUAAUUUCUUGUUUUCUUAUGGUCAUCCAUCAUAACGACAGUUUGCUGAUAUUUAGGUCCUUUUAAAAAAAAAAUACAAGUUAUACAUCCAAGAUCCAAGUCUACCAAUUCCAAGACAACAAGAUUCAAUCAAAAGCGUUCAAAAACUUCUUCAGCUGAUCACGAACUGACAACAGGCUCAACAGCUACAUGUACAUUCGCUGCAUCUGUUGAGUCUCAUGCAUGAAGCGUCAGUAGGGAACCCGAAUGCAGCCAUAUAGAUGAUACUGAAGCACUGGAAGAAAGUGUUCAAUCGGAAUCACCGAGAGAAUCUCCAUUCUUGGAUCAUAGUGAAGAUUCUGACCUGGACAGUGAUGGCCAUUCGUUGGAAGAAGUUGUAAGCAGCAGUGAAGUCGAGUCAGACAUAAACAACAAUGGCGAUCAUAUUGAUACAUCUGAUGAAGACAAGAGUUCAGAUCAUAACAGUUCACUUGCUGGUUCUUUCUCUGACCAGGAAAAAGCUUGCAUGGCUAUUCUGUCGUACGUUUCAAGACAUUGUAUCACCAGCGAAGCUGCUAAAGAUAUGAUAGAUUUGAUCAAAACCGCUUGUCCUGAAAAUGAAACCUUCAGAACACUUACUUACUGCAAAGCACAAGAAGUGUGUUGGAAGUGCGAACUGCAUGUUUAUGACAUUCGUGAAAAAUGCCUUGCGCUUUUCCCUUUGGAUGAUCCAAACAAGUAUGACUGUUCUACAGCCAAUUGUAAUGGACUUCGAUACAAGGGAAGUGCACAUCACCAAUCAAAACAGGAGCACAAAAACAGUUUUGUCACAGUAAACAUUCAAGACCAGCUGAAAGAUCUUUUGGAAAGAGAUGGGAUUUGGUCAACCAUUCAAAACAGAAUUAAGUGUCGUGGGAAAGAAGUCAUAGAAGACAUCAUGGAUGGAAAAUAUUAUAUUGAGUUGUGUGAGAAAGGCCAGUUCUUACACAACAAGGCAAAUAUCAGCUUGAUCUUUAACACCGAUGGAGCACCUUUGUACUCGUCAUCCAGUGUUUCCCUGUGGCCUGUCUUCCUAAUGCAGUGAAUGAGCUUCCCUCCCCUGACAGGUUUUCCAAACAAAAUAUGCCUAUGUGGGGAAUUUGGCAGGGUAAAUGAAAACCAGCAUUUAAUGUCUACUUUGAACCUUUUGCCACCGAAAUGACCAAGUUAUAUAAUGAUGGUAUUCAGAUUGUGUUGGCUGUUGAGCAGUCUCCAGUCACUGUAAAGGCUGCUGUCAUUCUUGGGUCAACUGAUUUGCAAGGAAAAUCCUACCUUCUUUGUAUGACACAACACAAUGGGGAAAGUGGCUGUCUUACAUGUGAGGAGCCAGGUAUUGUUGUAAAACAAGGAAAAGGCCAUGCUCGCUGUUAUCCAUACAGAAUUCAUGAGGAAACAUCUCCAAAGCGUACCACCAACUCAUUUCUGACCAAUGCUAUCGCAGCACAUCAAGGUCCCAAAAAAAAGGUUGCAGGUAUCUUUGAUGUCACAAGUCUGGCAUUAAUGCCUUGGUUUGAUAUUGUUGUUGGGAUGGUACCAGAUUACAUGCAUGGCUGUCUAUUAGGAAUUACCAAGACUCUCCUCUACAAAUGGCUGUCAGCAUCAAAUCACAAACAACCUUAUUUCAUUGGCGGGCAAAUUGCAAACAUCAGCAAGGGACUGCAAAGGAUGAGACCACCUGAUUAUUUGUCAAGACUUCCAAGGGACUUAGAAAAGCAUUUCAAAAACUUGAAAGCUUCAGAGUUGCAAGCUUGGCUGUUAUGCUACGCACUCCCAUGUUUAAACGAUUACCUGCCUGACAAAUACCCGCUACAUUUUGGACACCUGGCAGAAGGUAUUUUCAUCCUUCUUGGAGAUGCAAUUACACCUCUUCAGUUAAACAGAGCAAAAGAGCUUCUGCACACCUUUUACAAGGACUUUCAGAGUUUAUACGGAAAUGGAAGUUGUGGGCUCAAUGUUCACAAUGCCGGUGUUCAUUUGGCUGAUUAUGUACAGGAUGGGGACCGCUUUGGGCUUGCUCAGCCUUUGGUUUUGAGGAUAUGAAUGGUACCAUUAUGGACCUGACACACGGUACAGGAAAUGUUUGUAGGCAGGUUCUGUGGAUGCUUCAUGCUCAGAGUCGACUAAGGUGUGGCAUACAACUGAUGGAAAAUAGUGCCAUGAAACACUUCAUUGAAAGAAUACUUAACACUCAAAGAGGGGUAAAAAAUCUCAGGACUGCUCAAGGUUGCCAAAUUGCUGGUGGAGCUAAAAAGCUCAAUGGAUUAUCACAAGAUUUGCUUGAGAAAAUUAACAAUGAAACCACUAGCCAAGCAAAGAUGAAAGUGCUACGUAUUGUGAAGAAUGGACAUGUCUAUUUCUCAAAGGAGUAUUCCAGAAUGGUUAAACGAAAUUCAUCUGUUGCCCUGUUUGAGAAUGAGAAAAUUGGGGAGAUAGAGUUUUUUGUCUGGGAACGAGACUCUGGAUUGACACUUGCAGUGUUCCGAGAGGUGUAUCCAGAUCUUGGCAAACCCUUUUUCUUUCAAGAUGCUGGCCAUCA
Messenger RNA from Stylophora pistillata, 2567 nucleotides. RefSeq lists its product as uncharacterized. Lineage: Eukaryota; Metazoa; Cnidaria; Anthozoa; Scleractinia; Pocilloporidae. The record is from RefSeq and is a predicted model, not a curated record.